Molecule: messenger RNA, 5466 nt
Organism: Closterium sp. NIES-65
Lineage: Eukaryota; Viridiplantae; Streptophyta; Zygnematophyceae; Desmidiales; Closteriaceae
Source: the annotation of a GenBank genome assembly
AUGCCACGCGUCUCACUCCGAGUUCAACGGAAAGUAAGACCGCCUCUUCCACUUCCCCCUCUGCUCUGCUCCAUUUCUCCCUCUGCUUCCACUUCCCCCUCUGCUCUGCUCCAUUUCUUCCUCUGCUUCCACUUCUCCCUCUGUUUCCAUUUCCCCCUCUGCUUCCACUUCUCCCUCUGUUUCCAUUUCCCCCUCUGCUUCCACUUCCCCCUCUGCUCUGCUCCAUUUCUUCCUCUGCUUCCACUUCUCCCUCUGUUUCCAUUUCCCCCUCUGCUUCCACUUCUCCCUCUGUUUCCAUUUCCCCCUCUGCUUCCACUUCCCCCUCUGCUCUGCUCCAUUUCUUCCUCUGCUUCCACUUCUCCCUCUGUUUCCAUUUUCCCCUCUGCUUCCACUUCUCCCUCUGUUUCCAUUUCCCCCUCUGCUUCCACUUCCCCCUCUGCUCUGCUCCAUUUCUUCCUCUGCUUCCACUUCUCCCUCUGUUUCCAUUUUCCCCUCUGCUUCCACUUCUCCCUCUGUCCCACUUAUUUCGAAACGGUCACGGCAACAGCAACUCCCGCUGGUCCCACAACCCGUCAGCCGAUUCACGGCCUUCAAAGGCCGGCUCCGACCGAGCGAGUCACCACGACGCAGCUCGGCGUUAUGAGAGGGGAUCCGUGGGGCGGUCUGAGGGGGCUCGGUACGAAAGGCGGUAUGGGAGAGGGUAUGGGAGAGGGGACGUUAGAGGAUUCGAAUGCUGCCGCUGGGGGGGCUGCUUCUGGAGAGUUUCCGUUCCAGUCGCAUCACACGAUCCUGGACGUUGAUCAGAUUGAUCCGACGACUGGCGACGCUGCCGCGUGGGGUGGGCUGGACUCGGCUGCAGUGGCAGCGGCUUGGAAGAGGAGCUUUCUGAAGCGGGUGGUUGACACGAUCACCAAUUCCAAGUACUUCAAUCUGCAGACAGCUGGAUGGCUCAUUGCGGGGGCUGCCACGGCGGCAGUGGGCGUGCAGGUCACAGCACACAUCAUCCAGGCCAUCGAGUCCGUUCCUCUGCUUGCAUCUCUGGAAAUCCUUGUUGGCGCUGCUGUCACCACCAACGUCGCCACCACCAUUACUGGAGAGGGAAAAGCGCGCGAGCGCCUGGAGCAGCAGUGGGACGAGUUCGUGAAACGAGUCAGCGGCACGUAUGGGCUGUCGGACCCGACUUUUGAUGAGAUGGAGAGCGGUAAAGACCUCGAGGCAGUGGCACGUACGGGCUUUCCUUCCAACCCGGUGUUUGACGAGAUGGAUGGGGACAAUGACCCCGAGGCUCAGAUUCAGGACCUUCUGUCGCAGUGCAGUGCGAUUAUAGCCGAUGCAGCAGUGCAGCAGAGCGAGCAGCGGCCUUCACACCUCGGAGGCGACUCAUCAACAGAAACCCAGCAGCAGAGGGAGACGCAGGCAGCAGAGUUAUUGCGGAAGGCCGCAGAGAGACUUGGUCCAAAGCCUGCAAACAGCACAGGAAAGGAGACAGAGGGGGAGGAGCUGAAAGACGGGGAAGGGAAGCAGGCUACAGAGGCUGAUCCUGAGGUGCCUCAGAGAAAGGCUGAUGGGGAGGAGGGGGAGGAAGCGGUGGUGGCGGUGAGAAAGGCGGAGCUGGUGCGGGUGUUAUCUGAGUUUGUGGAGAGGAGGGAGGGCAGGGCGAGGCGGGUGAACCGCAUGCUGCAGCAGGAGGUGCAGGCGGGCAGGGGACUGGAGGGGCGACUGGGGGACCUUACUAAGGUGAGUGCGAGUAUGAUAGCAAUGGGAGGAUGGGGUGGGGCGAGGGGAUGGAACCGCGUGCUGCAGCUGGAGGUGCAGGCGGGCAGGGGGCUGGAGGGGCGACUUGGGAACCUUACUAAGGCUCUGGAAGUGCGCACUUUAGCGUCCGUGGCAGCAGCGCAGAACGUGGCUCGCCUGCAGGCACUCAACGACUCGCUGCAGGCGGAGCGCAACAGUGUGACGAGUCAGCUGUCUGCGUUGACCAAUCAGAUCACAGGGCUGACCACAUCUCUGGACGUGCUGACGAAGCAGCAGGACUCUGUAUCCCAGUCCAACACGGUGUUGCGCACUCGCCUGCGCAAGGCACUGCUGGAGAAGCGCCAGCUGGCGCAAUCAUUGCGGGCGGCGCACCGCGUGCAGAGCGAGCGGGCGAGUGACGUGGAGGGGCGGCUGCGGGCGGUGGGAGCACAGCUGAGGGCGAGCGAGGGGGCAAUGGUGCAGCAGAGGAGAGAGGAGGAGGUGAACUUGCAGACGUACCUGUCCCAGCAUGCUGCUAUUAAGUCAGAGCGCAACGCAGCAGUGGUGCAGGCAAGGGACUUGGAGCGCCGAGUGGCAUCUGCGGAAGCUCAGCUGAAGGAAGUCACCCGCUCUCGUGACCACCUCUUCAUCACCAACCAUGAGUUGAACACGCGUCUGACAGCAGCAAUGAGCGAGAACAGGCUGCUAAAGCAGCGAGUCGAUCAGCUGCAGCGCACCAGCCGCCACUCUGCUGCCUCCUUCAGAGACCGCGAGAGCACGCUCAAGCAGCACCUUGCGGAGCGCCAUGCUGAGCUGGCAGCCUCCCGCCAGCAGGCAGCCGCUGAGCUGGCACGAGUGACAUCCAGCCUGGAAGCCAAAGUGAGAGCAGCGCAGGAGGAGGUGGAGGAGAGCAAGGGGGCGGUGAGGUGGCUGGAGGAGCAGGUGGAGUCGAUGCGGGAGGAGGGGCUGCUGCACACGACACGGCUGAGGGCUGCUGUGGCUGCCGCUGAGAAGCGGGCACAAGAGGAAGCCGAACGGGCCAAUGAGCUGCAAGCGUUGCUUGCAGAGAGAAAGGAGGCAUCAGACAGAGAGACGAGGCUUCUUGAAGAAAAGGUUUCCUUGCUAGAGUCCAAACUGAGCGAGAUGGAAUUGAAACUGGCUGCUACAGUGAACAGUGCGAUAGCAACUGCCAGGUCAGCACUCCUGCCGCCCACCCCUGCCUCGCCAGUAGACGCCUCGUUACUGUCCUUUGAAGGCUUUGGAUCGAGUAUUGAAAACACCGAAAGCAAUACUCUCUCUGGCUCACCCAAUAGCAGUGAAGUUGGCAGCAGCAUGAGCAGUGGCAGCGUGAGCAGCAGCAGUGGCGGCAGGAGAGGGAGCAGAAAGGGGGAGAAGAGCAGGAGCAGCAGCCCUGCGAGGCGUCUACGCAAGGAGGGGAGCAUGGACGGAAGCGUGGAGGAGACUGGGCUCGCCAAAAGGACCAGUGUAGAGGGGACAGCGUUGGGUCAAGAGGGAAGCUCAGAGGUAGGGUCGCUGGGCGAAGGGAGAACCGCAAACUUGACAGCAUUGGGUGAAGGGGGAAGUGCAAAGGUAGCGGAGAAUAAGGCAGGUGGAGGCAGAGGUGAGGAGAUGGAAGCAGGUGAGGCGAGCAAUGAAGAGGCGCUGGGAGCAGGCGAGGCGAGCAAUGAAGAGGCGCUGGGAGCAGGCGAGGAGAGCAAUGAAGAGGCGCUGGGAGCAGGCGAGGAGAGCAGCACGAAGGAAAGAGCUGGAGGCAUGCGCACGAGCAACUCUGCUGCUGAGGCUGAAGCCGAAGCUCUUGCUGCUGAUGGUGCUGUUCCUAUCGGUGCUCAGGGUGAUGGCAAUGGUGAGGAGGAUGUUGUUGCUGUGGAUGCCACUUCUGCAGCAACGGUGCGUGGGGAGGAGGAAGGAGCUGCAGUGAUUGGUGCUGACGUUGAAGGAAGUGCGGCUGGGCCAACUGCUGGUGCAACUGUUGGUGCAGAGGUGUCAGCUCGUGGAACGCCGAACGAGGCUCUUGGCACGCCGAACGAAAAUGACUUGAAGGUGUAUGCAAGGGCCAUCUUCCCUGCGUAUGUGUCACUCGACGCGUCUAUCAUGGAGCAGAGCCGAGGCAUGACAGCCAUGGUGCAGGUACGGCUGUCAUGGUAUGGUGGUAGUGCGUGUAUGCAGGAUAUGGUCAAGAUGGGGGCAGACAAAUCAUGGGCCAAGCGUCAUGUGGAGGAGGAGUUAUUGAAACCCGCGCUGACACAACAUGUAGCCGUUGCUGCUGCUCGUGCGUGCUGGCACAUCGGUGUGCCGAUCGAUGUGCCAGGAUCGAUCGUUAUCACGUUGCGCAUGGACGUGCCGCCUUCCACGCCGUGCUGCGCGGCCAGCCAUCCAGAUCGUCACAGUAGCGGCCAUUCCUCAUGCCUAAGCUCCUCCGCGUGCACGGAAGCUGCCUCGCCGGACGGCGAGUGGAAUCUGCGCGAAGCGGGGAGUGGCGCAGGCGCAGGUCCUUCCGCGCGCGGGGGAUCUUCCGCGGGUCUUCCGCAGAAGCGGCGGGAGCCGCCGUCCGCGCAGAGGGACCGCGCGGAGUGCCGGUGGCGCGCUGCAUGGUGUGUCUGUGCCUGCGCGUUGCAUGGUGUGUCUGUGCCUCUGCCGUGUGUACGAGGACGUAAAGCGGCGCGCUGCAUGGUGUGCCUGUGUCUGUGCCGAGUCUAUGAAGACGUGGAGAGGUGCUGUGAACCGGGGUGCUAUGGGCCGUCCAUUAUUCGUGCGUCCCAGGCUGUGGGCCGUCCAUUAUUCGUGAGCCGCAUCCGCCUUGCUCCUCCAUCCCCUUGCCAAUCUGCGUUUCCUCUACCCCUGGUUCCCUCCUUCCAUGCUUCUCUGUAUCCCUUCUUAUCCCCCUCAAGGCAUGUGCGCGCUGCCCCUGCCCCACGUUGCAGUGGACUUCCGCCUGCCUCCCGCCAUAUCCCCCUCUCUCUCCCCCCUUCCUCUCCCCAUUCCUCUCCCCCUCUCUUUCCCCGCUUCCCCUGUCUGCAGCAAGGCAUGUGCGCGCUGCCCCUGCCCCACGUGGCAGUGGAUUUUCGCCUGCCCCCCGCUAUUCCCCUCUCUGUGGAUAUGGAGGAGCGGGACGAUGGGACCCUACCAGCUGCAAACCAGCAGCUGAAGCCGCGAUACAUACACAUCAACUCGAUCGCAUACCCCACCACCCCUUCACCAUCCCAAACGUCCCAGCCCCCCUCCUACACCCAUUCUCCCACCCCCCCACUCCCCACCCUCGCUCUCCCCUCCCCACCCCCCCCCUCCUCCCCCGCUCUUCCGUCAUCCCCCCAUGCAAUAAACCGCGCCUCCACCGCACGCCAGACGCAGCGCUGUGGGUGGGGAGCCAUGGCAGCAGAGCCCAUCAAGGCGGGCGAGUUCAUCGUUGAAUACGCCGGUGAAGUGAUUGACGAUGCGAUGUGUGAGGCACGACUAUGGGCCAUGCGGGCAGGGGGAGCGACGGAUUUCUACAUGUGCGAAGUGAGCCGCGACGUGGUCAUUGAUGCCACCUUCCGUGGGGGGCACGGCCGCUUCGUCAACCACAGCUGCGCUCCCAACGCCGAGCUGCAGAAGUGGCUAGUGGAGGGGCAUGUGCGGGUGGGCAUUUUCGCCAUCAAGGACAUUGCAGUGGGCACAGAAGUGGCGUAUGAUUACAGUGCUUUUGAGUCGACACUCAAAUGCAUUCCCCCUUGA